CAUGUGAUGCGAGAUCUGGCAAGUAUGUUCCACACAAGGCCCCCACCUAUAUAUACAUCUAUUUAUGUGUAUAUAUAUAUAUAUAUAUAUAUACAUAUAUACAGAAUUUGAGUUCAUGAGCGUUCACAAAUUAUUCUUCACACCCUCAACGUCAAGUACUUCAAAAACUUCAAAGUCUUCUUCUUUUUGAAGUCGUUGGAAUUUGUUUUGUUUAAUUUUCUUCUUUUUUUCCUAAAAAGAAUGGAUAUUAGGCAACUAUUUAGAAGGUCUUCUGCAGUAGGCGUACCAAAGGGCUAUUGUGCAGUUUAUGUUGGAGAAAGCCAAAGGAAGAAGAGGUUUGUGAUUCCUGUAUCAUACUUGAACCAGCCUUUUUUCAAAAAUUUUCUAAGUCUAGCUGAAGAAGAAUUUGGAUUUGAACAUCCUAUGGGUGGUCUUACUAUUCCCUGCAGAGAAGAAAUCUUCAUCAAUCUCAUUGGCUUAGUACCACAACUUUGACUCCAAUGACCAGGCCACUAAAAUGUGGGUUGGGUUUUUUCUGUUCUUGUUCAUGACUUUUAGAUUAGUGGGUUUUGCUCUAAUUAUUUAUUUGAAUAGAGCCAACUUGCUAAGCCAACAAAGACUGUUUCUGGACCAAAAAAGAGUAUGGCUCUGAUCCAUUGAAUGAUCGAAUUAAGUAGAUCACCAAGGCAGAAAUGAAGCCUUCUUGGAAAGAUCAGAAGCUUGAACUAGGGAGAAAGAUGUAAACAUCAAUACACGAUGGAUGAAAUUUAGAUAACCGUUCAAAUACAAUUAUUUCAAUUUAGCUUUAGGAAUUGGAUUGUUUUUAGUCUGACCAAUGUAUUCAUUUGAGACUCUCUAAGUCUCCAUUUCUUGAUUUGUAUGAACAGCUUGUUUAUGAACCACCUUUAUAAGGUGUUUUACAAUUUAGUUGCAAAUUUAUUUGAAGCUAAGCCAGUUGCACAUUAGGAAUUCA
Ziziphus jujuba (common jujube) is the source of this 973-nucleotide messenger RNA. Its product is annotated as auxin-responsive protein SAUR21-like. The record is from RefSeq and is a predicted model, not a curated record. Gene Ontology annotation, biological process: response to auxin. The coding region runs from base 241 to 495 and encodes 84 amino acids. NCBI's taxonomy places the organism in Eukaryota, Viridiplantae, Streptophyta, Magnoliopsida, Rosales, Rhamnaceae. The transcript has a single exon.